This is a messenger RNA of Phanerochaete carnosa HHB-10118-sp, 721 nucleotides long. RefSeq lists its product as uncharacterized. NCBI's taxonomy places the organism in Eukaryota, Fungi, Basidiomycota, Agaricomycetes, Polyporales, Phanerochaetaceae. The transcript is spliced from 3 exons. The record is from RefSeq and is a predicted model, not a curated record. The coding region runs from base 142 to 600 and encodes 152 amino acids.
GAUGGCCCACUUGAAACAGACUCCAGUCUCGACCAUAGCGACUCUCCACCAACGCUAGGGCCCGGGUACAUUCAGUUCCUCCUGGACGUGGAGCACUCUUUUGCUGGCUGUGGACAGGGUCGGCUUUGUUGUCGCGGCUCUAUGGAGCAGUUCAAGGACGCCCUUUGCUUACAUCUCGGUCAAUCGUUCGCUGCUUGUCCGAGCCUUCGAAGGAAAUUAUGCUGCGAGGCACGCCCUCGAGGUAUGGAACGCCGUGGCGAGGGCGAUGAAAGUCUCGGAGGCAACCAUAUACACCAAGUGGAUCAAGGAGGGCGAAUGUUGCAACCCGUGGUGUUCGAACCGUGGCGACAAGACGGUGAAGAAGAAGAAGAAGAAGUGCACACGAUGCCAAGCCGUCCGCUACUGUUCUUCGGAGUGCCAGAAAGGACAUUGGAGAGAGCACAAGGUUCUCUGUCGUCGGGUUCAGCAACAGCAGGGCCAGAGUUCGGGAGACUCGAGUUGAGCAUCCAUGGCGACUUUCCGUACCUUCCGCGACACCUGAAUCACUCUGCAAAUGAUCGCCCCGCUCUGAAACAGUUCUUUAUCCAUGUUUUUGUGUGACUGCAGUCCCAGUUCGAGGCCCUUGUAAUGCCGUUGCCGACUCCCGCCACUCCUUCCUUUGUUCGACAUACAGUACAGGUUCCAUUUGAACUUUGGUUGGCUUCCAUUAUACCUUGUGUAA